AUGGAACGACCGUCGACGUGCCUCGUGUUCGCGUGCCAACGAGGCUUCCUGCUCCUCAACCGCAAGGGCUGCGCACUCCGACUUGAAGCCACGUGCGGGAGUGCCUGGAGUUGGGUUCUUGGAGCAGUCUUCCGUGCGAGUCCGGGUGCCACCAGAAGUCCUCCUAGCCAGCUAAAGCAGGAGUGUGUGCAGUUGCGUUCUCGAGCCGUCGUCCGUGGGAGUCCCGGUACCACCAGACGUCCUCCUAGCCAGCAGGAGUGUGUGGAGUUGCGUUCUCGAGCCGUCGUCCGUGGGAGUCCCGGUACCACCAGACGUCCUCCUAGCCAGCAGGUGUACGUGGAGUUGGAACCUCGAGCCGGUCUCCCGUGUCAGUCUCGAUGCCACCAGACGUGCUCCUACCGGGCCAGCCCAUCCAGACGUGACAUUCCUACGCCGCUGACAAGAUCGAGCCACAACUAGGCACCCACGCACGACCGAGAGGGCCGCCCGGCACAUAUUGGACUCAUUCGUGAAAUCAGGUCCGGCCCCAGGGAGCACGAAUGUGCACCCUAGGGCCAUGACUUUGUCUAGGGGGCCCAAAACCACCGGAAUUCUUCCGGGUAUACUCAUUGACCCUAAUAAAGCAGUGAAACAUGGCA
Dermacentor silvarum is the source of this 638-nucleotide messenger RNA. RefSeq lists its product as uncharacterized. The transcript is spliced from 7 exons. The coding region runs from base 1 to 459 and encodes 152 amino acids. Lineage: Eukaryota; Metazoa; Arthropoda; Arachnida; Ixodida; Ixodidae. The record is from RefSeq and is a predicted model, not a curated record.